This is a messenger RNA of Amphimedon queenslandica, 3052 nucleotides long. RefSeq lists its product as uncharacterized. Gene Ontology annotation, molecular function: transmembrane receptor protein tyrosine kinase activity; ATP binding. The transcript is spliced from 15 exons. NCBI's taxonomy places the organism in Eukaryota, Metazoa, Porifera, Demospongiae, Haplosclerida, Niphatidae. Gene Ontology annotation, biological process: multicellular organism development; cell surface receptor protein tyrosine kinase signaling pathway; protein phosphorylation. Gene Ontology annotation, cellular component: plasma membrane; signaling receptor complex. The record is from RefSeq and is a predicted model, not a curated record. Bases 44 to 2791 code for a protein of 915 amino acids.
GAUCUAUCAUUUAUUAGUAUAGUGGGAUUAGAUCGAGGAUUAGAUGGAGUUGCUCGACUCUUUCCGAGGCUCUUUGUCAAUCAUUUGUCUUCUCUGGCUUUGCUGUAUUGGGCAGGGACAGGAAUGUACGAGGCUAAUGGACCAAUCAUUAGUAACAUACAGAGCACAAAAUAUAAGAACUAAUGCAGUUGGAAACUAUUUAACUAGUACACUAAGAGUCCUUCAUGAGUAUCAGUUCAAUUGUUCAUCCACUAUAACCAGUCUUAUAUUGGGUAUUGAUGUGAGACCUGACAACUAUACUCUGUUUCCAAGUGUCCAGGUCUUUAGACGUGCUGGUAACUCUAAUAAUUAUAACCUAGUGACUGAGAGAACUAUUUAUUAUUCUACCUCUAAUGUCAGUACUAGUGGAGUGUUUGAAUAUCCACUCAAUCCUCCUAUACCAGUAAUGAGUGGAGACCUGUUAGCUGUAUCACAACCAGAUCAAGGACUCAGUAUCGUUAGAUUAUACUACAUUGAUAAUGUUCCAGGGGUCAGCUUCAGGAGCAGACAGGAAACAUUCGGUGAAAGUAGUUUUAAUUUGAACAACCUUCCAACCACCACAAACCAGUUGAUAUUAGUAUAUCCAGUAACAGAUGGAUACUGUGUUAAUAGUGCCAAUUCAAUCAAUGCUUCAUUUAUUAGUGAAAAUGCUCUUAGAAUUCAUCGAUCACAAAUGUUUCAAAAUCAAAGACAGUAUUUGUACCUUGAUAUGUUCUUCUUGUGUAAUGGAUCAGUUACUAAAUGGAUCUUUGGAGCUGAGAAUCAAACCAAUAAUCAAAAUGCAUUAGCAGAGUUCCAGAUAUGGCGUCAACAAUCAAGUAGUUACAAUAAAGUUUCAUUUAGUUCAAUCACAUUUAAUAACAUUACAAUGAUUGGUACUAAUCUCUAUGAGUUUAUUCCUCAGACUCCACUGCAGUUCCAGAAAGGAGACAUAUUUGGUGUUUAUAUUCCUUCACCAAGUUCAAGUCGAUUAGUAUUUUAUGAACAGAUACAGAGUGGCCCACUUAAUAGGUUUAGAGCUGGUGGUGCAUUAUCAACUAUAACAGGAUCACUGGAAUCUGUUGCUAAUAAUUAUCCAUUAAUUGCAGCAGAAAUCAAUAUUUCUACUACUACAGUUAUUAGCAGUGGAACUGUAUCUGUAUCAAAUAUUAUUGGCACUGCAUCAGUGUCAGGAUUUGUAUCAGUGUCAAGAUCUGUAUUAGUGUCAGGAUCUGUAUCAGUAUCAGUGAAUCCAUCUAAUGAUGUCACACAAGCUCCUUCAGGAUCUUCUGUUGGUGCUAUAGUGGCAACAGUUGUAAUACUACUCCUUUUCAUUCCUUCAAUAACUGCUAUCAUCAUUAUUGCCAUAGUCAUCUUUAUUAAGAGAAAGAAUAAAAAGAAAGAAUUGAGCAAUGGACAAAGAGAUGUGGCUACAUUUAGUAAGGAUCAACUUAUACCAGAUGAGAAGUUUUCAACACUAGAUAACCUAGAGAACCCAUUGUAUGGAGGUAGUGUUGGUAAUUUUAAAUCACACUCUGAAGCUGAGAAUCAAUAUGAAAUGAAUAAUAGUGGGGAGUAUUUUGAGCCGGAAGCUUCUGUAUAUAUGGAGCCCACACCGUUGGCACAACCAUAUGCUGAAUUAAAGGCUAGUACAGCACAUCCAAAAAUAGCUCAAUUUAAGGCUCAUUCUAAGAGCUUUGCCAAUUCAUUAAAAGAACCUGAAUUAUCAAGGACUGGUACUAUGGGUAUAACUGACAAUGCUUUCUUCACUGAAACGGAAGAGUACUGGCAGCCUGGUAGUGACUGUGAACUUAUUUAUAAACAAUUCACAAGCUACAAAUUUAGAGAAAUACUGCAUAGUCAGAUAGUAAUAACAGAUCAUCUUGGUUCAGGACAGUUUGGUAGUGUUAAUAAAGGUGUAUGGGAGUCUCCUACUGGUCCAGUAGAUGUUGCCAUUAAAACACUCAAUAAUAACACAUCAGAGGAUGAGAAGGUCAAGUUUCUUCAAGAGGCAGCCAUUAUGGGUCAGUUUCAUCAUCCUAACAUUGUCAAGUUGCAUGGAAUGGUCACUGUUGGAGAGCCAAUGAUGAUAGUACUGGAGUUAAUACCUCAUGGAGACAUGAGACAAUACCUUCACACUCUCCAACCACAACCAGGAGAACUCGUAGCAUCAACAGUACCAGGUCUACUGCUCAGUUUCUGUCGUCAGAUUGCUUCAGGUAUGGAUUACUUGUCUAAGAAAGGGUUUGUACACAGAGACUUGGCUGCUAGGAAUAUUCUGAUAGCAAAGCAAGGAUUAUGCAAUAUUGCUGACUUUGGAAUGUCCAGAGAUCUGGAAGAUGACAAUUACUAUGUUGCUAAUGCAUGCAAGAUCCCUGUCAAAUGGACAGCUCCAGAGGCAUUGAACUACAGGCGUUAUUCCAGUGCUAGUGAUGUAUGGAGUUAUGGUGUAGUGGUGUAUGAGAUAUGGAGUCUGGGACAUAAACCAUUUGAAAACUACACCAAUGAACAAUGCAUAGAUCUGAUUAAUUCAGGAUUUCGUCUUCCUCCUCCUCCUGGCUGCCCCAGGACUCUUUACGAGAUUAUGAUACAAUGCUGGCACCCAGAUACUGGUGGUCGUCCUACAUUUGUAGAUCUGGUAUCAAGAUUGCUUCUCUCUGAUGUUGAGUUGUUAAAUGAGGUUUCUAAGGAAGAGGAGAGCACUGUUGUGGGUGGUCCACUGGAAACUGCUUUUGACUUAUAUGAUGACUUGCAAAAAAUGUACACACAGUGAUGUAGUGUGUGGUGCUUCUUUUUAUUAAUUUUUUAUUCCGUGUCGUGUGCAAAUGAAUGUUUAAUUAGAUGUUUUAUUAUCUGCAUCAACUCACAGUAGUGACAGUACUAGAUAUAUACUAAACUUUUAACUCUGUUAAUGUAUGUACAAUUUCUUUUGUUUUAGUUAUAAUAAUAUUUUAAAAUAAUAAUUAAUGACUACCCCUUUAAGUUAAUUCAUGUGUAUCUUUCUUUUUUAUUUUUGUGUAUAACAAAAUAAUAA